AUGUUAGGUCGGCAAUCAUUUAUACCAAAGCUUUUGUUCAUAUUGUUCACGUUGCCAUUUACUACAUGCAUAGUGUUUGAAAGAUCUGCCCUAAUUAUUGGCUCUCAAACAAUAGAUGACGGGAUUACCGUAGACGCUGGUAUUACAGGAGGAUUCCUUAAAUUUUCGCUAAUAGAGAUCGAGGGUGAUAUAACUAAUAAUGGCGUACUCUGUGUCGGUGGAUAUGGUGGUGAUUCUAAUCUUAACAUCGAUAUUUUUUCACCUACCUUGGCAAAUAAUGGUGUCAUGCUUGUGGGUAAUUGGUUUAAUGAUUUUUAUUUUUUAAAAGGUGAUAAUUUUUACAACGAUGGUUAUUUUGGCAUGUGUACAUCUACACCUACAACGGAUCCCCAAUUUGCUGUGGAAAUUUCAUUUCUAACGAGUUUUGUUAAUGAGGGGACAAUGUUUUUGUAUAAUAACGAUCUAAAUACUACCUUGCAAGGGCCUACAUCAGGGAUUAUUAAUAAUGGAUUGCUUGAAGUUAUGUGGAUGCCCGGUGUUUUGGGUCCAAUAAUCGGAACGGGAUGUUUCGAGAUUACUGAGGAUGCUAUUGACUAUAUAGAUUUUGACCUUUCUAAGCCCUUUAAUCAAACUGUAUGGAUCAAUGAAGGCGAUACAUACCCACAAAUACGGUUUCAUGGGCCACCUCUACCAAACAAUAAUGUUUUGCUUCGAGGCCACAAGACACUUCCCUGGCUUCUCUCGGUAUAUUCUAAUGAUACAAUAACUGAUCUAGGAUUAUUUACUUAUACCUAUAACAACCUUACAGGGAUGCUUGAUUAUAUGGCACCAGGGGGGACAUUUACUAUCAACAUUGGAACAGGUUUUAACGAAACUAACUUCCGUAUGGAUGGAGUUAAUGGACCUGCCCUUGAAAUACCCCCACCUACCAUCCCACAAGAACGUCCAUCAAACUGUCCAACUGAUCCUAAGGGAGGGCUUAAAGGUCUCGAAUCUAAUUCCUACAGCUGUCUUAACGUCGCACGAAUACCUUUCCCCGAAACCUCUGUUGGAUCAUAUUAUCAGGAUAGUAUAACCGAAAUUAUUUCUUAUUACUCUACCAUAGCUUCUGAUAGAUUACCCACAACUGUAACAGUAACCAAAUACUAUAUUCCGUCAAUUGCUAUACCUUCUGUAUACACGACUACCGUUACAGAAAGUAAUCUCGGUUCAACAUAUACCGAAGUACUAUCAUUUUACGCAACACCUAGUACAUAUAUGGGUUUAACGGAUAUCCCAUUUAUUAGAACAACUAUUUCGACAAUUACCGCGUUCCCAUCACCAUAUACAACAACACUUACUACUGACAGUAUGCUAGCUUCUGCAGUAGUUUCGUUUUAUACCACUGAAAAUAGUAGCAGUGUAUUUACUGCAUCAACUACUUCAUUUUUCACUGAAACAAAAAAUGUUACGAAAACUGUGACCGAGUAUCCUAUGGGAACUGUUUACCCAACGACUCGAAUUGAAAAACUAAUUUCUGGCACCGCCACUACUACUUAUUCCACAUCAAUUGAAACUUAUGUUAUAAAAAUGCAUACUUGA
Molecule: messenger RNA, 1581 nt
Organism: Naumovozyma castellii
Lineage: Eukaryota; Fungi; Ascomycota; Saccharomycetes; Saccharomycetales; Saccharomycetaceae
Exons: 1
Coding region: 1-1581 (526 amino acids)
Source: RefSeq, a predicted model, not a curated record